Molecule: messenger RNA, 912 nt
Organism: Cylicocyclus nassatus
Lineage: Eukaryota; Metazoa; Nematoda; Chromadorea; Rhabditida; Strongylidae
Source: the annotation of a GenBank genome assembly
AUGCGCUUCAUGUUUCUAAGCAAAGAAAGUCACUUGCUGGCAUUACAAGCAAAAGUUAGAGUGGAAAGAGUGAUUUAUGAGAGUCUCCGUAACGGAAGUCAGUCCUACAUUGAUCUGAGCGUUGAAUGGAGUAGUCAUCGCGGUUUCGGGUGCGAUAACUUUUAUAAGCUGAAAAUUUUUCCAAAGAAAGGUGGAGGAUGCGUUAUUCAUCACCGAGGAGGAUUGAGCAUUGAUUACGAGCAGGAUAUCGAAUCCGUUGGCAUGCAAUUACUAUUUCACUACACGAAACUCCUAGAUAUUGAAUUUUUGGGAAUAGAACUGUGCGUCAUAUCGCCUGGGUUCGUACACAUGUUGCGAGAGCAACUAUCCGGAUUAACUCUUCAAGCAAAUAACUUUUCUCUGUGUAUCGAUGACAAUCUUGUGAUUCUCUCACUUAUCCCGCUAAUAAAAAACCACUCAUCAAGUAUCCUUUUUUCCAAUCUCGAAGAUGGAGUACUUCCGACUUUGGUUAGUGAAGUAUUUGACUAUGAAUCGGUUCGUAUUACCCGAAAUCUCUCUGUCAACAAGGCGGAUCUUUUUGAUGAACAACUGUGCAAUCUGCAAGCAUCUAGGCUAUUCGUAUCUUCCCCCCACAUCACCUCACAUUCUAUCAACUAUUUGAUACGACAAUGGUUCGCAGGAGAACGCGAGAUCAGCUUAAUCAAUAUAACCAUUAAUAAACCGUUAGACUGGGAUGAAUUGUUCAAUGGAAUCGAUCCAAGUAACAUCACGCUAUUAGGCAUUGGCAAUCUUGGAGCCGGUGGGAUACAUGAUGGGAAGUUAAACUUCGAUCAUGGAGUUCUUUCCGUCUUUUUAUGUGGUACUGGUUGCAUAUUAAAAUCAUUACCAACAACCAAUCUGCACUAUGAAUAA